CAUCAUGGCGCUGGCACGUGCAGCGCGACACACAACCGCAGUAAAGGCCGCGACCUCACAGCGACUGGUUGCCAUUCGUGCACGCAACACCGCGUCUCGCGCCAGCCUGCCCGCCUUUAUCACUGCUCCUUCCACCUCCAGCAUCACUGCUGGUAGCAUCGCAUCACCUACCACGAGCAGCAGCCGGAGGUUCAGUCGGGACAUCUCCGCGAUGGCGACUAACGGGAACGGAGCUUCUGGCGCGGAGCUCGCCACUUUCGCGCUUGGCUGAUUCUGGCACCCGGUGAGCAAGGUCGCGGUCCGUGGUUUCAGGCUCUUGCCCACUCGGCGUGGAUUUCUGGCAGGUUUUCUGCUCUGGGUUGUUUUGGGCCACGGUCGGUUUCCGCAAUGUAGGAACUGUAAAUCAACCAUAGUCGCUGGAAUCAGGGCUGAGCUGCUCUUUGAUGCCUGAGGCUUCGUUCGCGAAGCUUCCCGGUGUGGUGAAGACUCGCGUGGGCUACACGGGCGGCAGCCGCCCCAACCCCACCUACGAGUCUGUGUGCGCUGGCGACGGCCACACAGAGGCGAUGCGGGUCUGGUUUGACCCUGCCAUCAUCUCGUACGAGGACCUGCUCAAGCAAUUCUUCCGGGAGCACGACCCCACCCAGAAGUCCAAAUGCCAGUACAAGUCGGCUGUGUGGUACCAUAGCGAGGCGCAGCGCACCGCCCUGGCCGCCGUGAUGAAGGAGCUGGAGGGCAAGUACCGCGUGCGGCUGGCCACCACUGUGGACCCCGCCGGGGACUGGUGGGACGCGGAGGAGUACCACCAGAAAUACAUUGAGAAGUCCAUGAUGCGCCGUGGCUCUGCGGGCUGGUGGUGAGCGGGUGUCGCCCCGCCAGGCCUGACCAGCUGAAGAGGGAAGCGAGGCGGAGGCGAGCGGGUGGCGUGUCGGCUGUAAGGGUGACGAGCCCCGUGCAGGUUGCGAUGCCGGGGUCGGUUUGGCGGGUGUGUGUGAUUUCCUAGAUCCGCGCUGAAAAGUAUGAUGUGCGCGGCCCUCACGGCGUCACCCCGCGUGGCGCAAGGGCCAGCACUGAAGGAACACGAGGCGGGGGCUGCAGGCAGGAAGGGAGCGAUACAGCUGUUGGCUCGCACUUCCCCUUCCUCUGCGGCUCACGCUGCGCGGCGCACACACCCGGAUCAAGCCCAUCAUGCAGCAUGACACGGCGCACUCGCAGUUUAUUCUGUUGGUUUUGAUGCGUGCGUGCGUAUGGCAUUCAUGUUUCGCGUUGGUUUUGUGUUGCUGGUACUACAUGAGGCCAUUGGCCAUCGUGUGUGGUGUUCGAAGAUUGAGGCUGUCUGUGACCCCGCUUGCUCGUCAACUCGUGAAUCCCUGGUGGGUUCGUGUGGCGAUGGUGCGUUGGUGUGGGAAGGCGGCGAUGAGACGAGAGCGCCUCAGGCGCAGCCUGUCAGUGGGACGCCGCUCGCUGACGAGGGCCAUGGGCUGUAACCAAGGAAGCAA
Chlamydomonas reinhardtii is the source of this 1499-nucleotide messenger RNA. RefSeq lists its product as uncharacterized. Gene Ontology annotation, molecular function: peptide-methionine (S)-S-oxide reductase activity. Bases 444 to 860 code for a protein of 138 amino acids. The transcript has 6 exons. Lineage: Eukaryota; Viridiplantae; Chlorophyta; Chlorophyceae; Chlamydomonadales; Chlamydomonadaceae. The record is from RefSeq and is a predicted model, not a curated record.